UUCUUUCGUAUCAAGGAAGUGGUCAAGUCUCUCCGUGACUUUCCGAGGUGUUGAAGUUGGAUAUAUAAAAACCCGCCAAAGAAGGUUUCAUCGUAAGAGCAUAACAACUCAGACACAACUCCUUCAAAAUUUUCUUCUUCUCUUCCUACACACAUACAAACAGUAUCAUUGAAUUGAUCUCUACCUGUCACUGUUUCACCUCUUGAUGGCUCCUUCAUACUCUGAAACUUUGGGGCGCCAUUCUCUGAUUCCGAGCUUUCUCUAUUCCUGUCCCUCUCCGCCGCAGAAGAAGAUUGAAGCUUCAAGCUUCGCGGUUCCUUCUCCCAGUGAGAAACGCAGAAUAGAGAUGUUUUCGCCGGCGUUCUACGGUGCUUGCACCAUCGGAGGAAUCCUCAGCUGUGGCCCCACGCACACCGCCGUCACGCCUCUUGACGUUGUCAAAUGCAACAUACAGAUUGACCCUGUCAAGUACAAGAACACCAGCACAGGAUUUGGAGUCAUGUUUAAGGAGCAAGGACUGAGGGGUUUUUACCGCGGAUGGGCACCUACCCUUGUUGGUUACGGCGCACAGGGUGCCUUCAAAUAUGGAUUGUAUGAGUACUUCAAGAAGUACUAUUCUGACAUAGCUGGUCCAGAGUAUGCAACGAAGUACAAGACAUUGAUUUACCUAGCCGGUUCAGCAUCUUCUGAGUUGAUUGCUGAUGUUGCUCUUUGCCCAUUUGAGGCUGUGAAGGUCAGAGUUCAAACUCAGCCUGGCUUUGCUAGAGGCCUAGCUGAUGGACUCCCAAAGUUAGUCAGAACUGAAGGUGUCUCAGGGCUGUACAAGGGAAUUAUGCCUCUGUGGGGAAGACAGGUUCCAUAUACAAUGAUGAAAUUUGCUUCUUUUGAGAACAUAGUUGAGAUGAUCUACAAGCAUGUCAUCUCCAAACCAAAAUAUGAAUGCAGCAAUUCCCAGCAACUAGGUGUGAGCAUUGUCGGUGGAUACAUGGCUGGUAUAUUGUGUGCUGUCGUCUCCCAUCCCGCUGAUAAUCUUGUCUCUUUCCUUAACAAUUCCAAAGGGGCAAGCGUUGCUGAUGCUGUAAAGAAGCUUGGACUAUGGGGUAUGUUUACCCGUGGUCUACCUCUUCGUAUUCUUAUGGUUGGAACUCUCACAGGAGCUCAAUGGGGAAUAUAUGAUUCAUUCAAAGUUUUUGUGGGGCUGCCAACCACUGGCGGUGUUGCUCCUGCUCUUCCUCCUCCUGCUGCUUAGCUUGCAAAGGAGUCAAAUGGAAAACACUUACAUCGUUCUGUUUCAGGAACUUAGAAAAUGUAGGGACCAUAUAUAAUAAUCAGGGAAUUUCUGAAGGUGCUAAUUAUACAGAGAAUUUUUAUACAAAAUGAAGGAAAAUGCUUGCAACUGUCUUUAAAAUGCUGGCCAAGGAAUAAAAAAGAAUAUUUUUUUUUA
Messenger RNA from Vigna radiata var. radiata (mung bean), 1444 nucleotides. RefSeq names its product mitochondrial phosphate carrier protein 3, mitochondrial. The record is from RefSeq and is a predicted model, not a curated record. Bases 206 to 1249 code for a protein of 347 amino acids. Gene Ontology annotation, molecular function: phosphate transmembrane transporter activity. Gene Ontology annotation, cellular component: mitochondrial inner membrane. The transcript is spliced from 6 exons. Gene Ontology annotation, biological process: mitochondrial phosphate ion transmembrane transport. NCBI's taxonomy places the organism in Eukaryota, Viridiplantae, Streptophyta, Magnoliopsida, Fabales, Fabaceae.